AUGACAAAUGGUAAGUUUGAUGUGACGUGUGUUGUUUUAUAAGUCAUCUUGCAGGAGAUGCACUGUUUUCAAAGUUAAGAAGCAGACGUUAGCGAGAUACUGUAGCUUUAGCUAGCUAGCUAUCCCUCUGUGAUUCCAUUACCUAGCAUUGUGCCAGCUACUUUGCUAGCUAGCUACCAUCUAUUUCUGUAGACGUGGCUACAGACCGUACUGUAGCUAGCCAACAUCAUUUUGCUAACAUUUUGAUUGAUGAACUGAAAAAGUGCAUCAUCAAUUUGCAACCUAAUACGGCCAUCUGGUAACUAGUUAGCUACUUAGCAAGCUAGCUACCUAUGUUGUGACAUGUUUGGUGGGCAGUUUAUAAAUCAUGUAGCUAUUACUGGCUCCUACAGCCAUCUAUGGAACCCUGCUUUUGUAAUUGAUAUUGACAUAGCUAGCUAGCUAUCUAGCUAGCUAAUCACACAGGUAUCAGGUGUAGCCUAGCUGCCAAACUGGUUGUUGUAGACCGCAAAUAGUGAUUGUGUGCUAGCUACAACAAGAUACAAUCUGUCAAUCUAUUGUUGUCAAUAAAAUAUUCAACUAUCCAAAGCAAUGUUAGUUAUUCUUCGAAAAUUGAACGACCAUCCAUGUCAUCUUAAAACCAAAUUAUGUGUUUUUUUCUCCCCUCUGCCCCUCCCCUCAGUGUACUCGUUGGAUGGGGUUGUGGUGUUUGGGAUUCUGUUCAUCUGUACGUGUGCAUACCUCAAGAAGGUGCCUCGUCUCAACAGCUGGCUACUCUCAGAGAAGAAGGGCGUGUGGGGGGUGUUCUAUAAAGGUAAGCCAUCAAUCAAUCAAGCCAUAAUGUCCAUCUAUGUAAUAGAAGAAUGGGACAUAAAUACUGGGUUUGUGUUACUAACUACAGCCAAAGAGCUAUGCUACAGUUUCAUCAUAGUCUGAAGCAGAGAGGUCCACUUACUUACCCCUACUUCUGAUCUACUGUCUUAUUUCUCCCUUAUUACCCCAUUCUAUUUCCCCCUGUCUUCCUCUGUCUGUCAAUCUCUCCCCUCUCUGUAUCCCUCCCCUCCAUCUCUAUCUCCCUUGCUCCCCCAUUCUCUCUCCCCCUUCUAUCUUCCUUGGUCUCUUUCGCUCUCUCUUUCUCUCCCUCUCUCUUUUGUCUCUCAGCUGCAGUGAUUGGGACCAGACUCCACCAUGCUGUGGCGAUAACCUGUCUGUCGAUGGCAUUGUACCUGGUCUUCUUAAAGUGA
This is a messenger RNA of Coregonus sp. 'balchen', 1244 nucleotides long. The record is from the annotation of a GenBank genome assembly. Lineage: Eukaryota; Metazoa; Chordata; Actinopteri; Salmoniformes; Salmonidae.